This is a messenger RNA of Stylophora pistillata, 2594 nucleotides long. RefSeq names its product acyl-CoA dehydrogenase family member 11. Lineage: Eukaryota; Metazoa; Cnidaria; Anthozoa; Scleractinia; Pocilloporidae. Gene Ontology annotation, molecular function: acyl-CoA dehydrogenase activity. The record is from RefSeq and is a predicted model, not a curated record.
AUGUAGUGUACAGAAAAUCCUUUCUAUACUUUAUCGACUUUGUUACCAUCUUGCAAACUCCAUGAAAGUUUAUUUAAAUAUGUUCAGGGCUAAAAUAACAUCCAAGAAGAUGUUUCCAAAUUAUUUGAUCGCAAGGAAAAGCACUGUAAGAGGUGGAGAAAAAGCCCUUGAUUUGGACAGCCACGAUACCCUAAAUGGUUCAGUUUCUAGGGAUACUAAAUUUGCCGCUUCCAAGAGAGGAACUUUCUUUCAAGAGGCGCCAAGGUUUGGAAAUCAAUUCAAAGGAGAUCCAUUUCUGCAAUCUUACUUGAAAAGAGUCCUUCCAUAUGAGGUUUUACAAGAAAUCUUACCAGACUUACAACACUUUGGCCACAGAGUGGCCACUGAUAUAAACUCUAUGGGAAGAGAAUGUGAGCUGCAGCCACCAAAACUUGAACACUUUGAUGCUUGGGGACAAAGGGUGGACAAUAUUCAGACCUGCCAGGGGUGGAGACAGUUACAUGAUGUGUCAGCUGAAGAAGGAUUGAUAUCUAUUCCUUAUGAAAGAAAGUAUGGACAGUGGAGCCGUAUCUACCAAGCUGCAAAACUUUUUUUGUUUUCCCCUUCAUCUGGUUUGUAUUCUUGUCCAUUAGCCAUGACAGAUGGAGCAGCUAAGAGUAUCAAGGUGUCAACUAUGACAGAGAAGCCUAGUGUCCUUAAAGAUGCUUACAGUCGUUUGACCAGCAGAGAUCCAAAGAAAUUCUGGACAUCUGGUCAGUGGAUGACAGAAAGGAAAGGGGGCUCAGAUGUUGCAAAUGGUACAGAGACACUAGCUGUUCCCCAAGAAGAUGGCACCUACAGACUGUAUGGGUAUAAGUGGUUCAGUUCAGCUACUGAUGCCAACAUGACACUCACUUUAGCAAGAGUACAAAAUCCUGAUGGAUCUAUUGUACCUGGCACCAAAGGUAUUUCAAUGUUUUACAUGCAGACUCGCAAUCAAGAUGGCAAAUUGAACCAUAUCGAAGUUCAGAGGUUGAAAAAUAAAUUGGGUACCAAGCAGCUUCCCACAGCUGAGCUCCUUCUUCAUGGAUCACUAGCGUACAAGAUGUCUGAUGAGGGUCGUGGAGUGCCUUGUAUAUCUGACAUGUUAACAAUAACCCGCUUUCACAACAGCAUUUCUGCUGCAGGUGUUAUGAGGAGAAUUAUGUCCCUAGCUCAAGAUUAUUGUUUGAGGCGAUCAGUGUUUGGUAAACUACUGGUGGAACAUCCUCUCCAUAUGCAGACGCUUGCUAGAAUAGAGUUGAAGACCCGUGCGGCCUUCCUACUCACAAUGGAAAUUGCCCAUCUGCUUGGUAAACAAGAUUGUAACGAGGCAUCAGAUGUAGAGACACGGCUGUUGAGACUUCUUACGCCGAUCACAAAACUGUACACAGCUAAACAGGCCAUGCAUGUUACCUCGGAAGGUGUGGAGAGCUUCGGUGGUCAAGGGUAUAUAGAAGACACAGGGAUACCAGGCUUGAUGAGGGAUGCUCAGGUUUUACCCAUCUGGGAAGGAACGACGAAUGUUCUGUCACUAGAUGUACUUCGAUCCAUUUCUAAAAGUGAAGGACAGGUACUGAAGGCUUUUCACGCGAACGUUACCGACAAGUUAUCCAGGGCGUGCGCGUCUCGUCCAGCUCUAAAAGUUAUAUCAGAGAAAGUGCAAUCCUCCAUGAACACCUUGUUGUCUCCGAAAAACUACGAGCUUCUCUCUGAUUCGUUGCCUGCACGAGAUCUCGCCUUCAGCCUGGCAAGAAUAUACAUGGCGUCUCUAUUAAUAGAGCAUGCUUCCUGGGAGGAGGCUGAAGAACAGGACAUCGAAGCUGCCAAAAGGUGGUGUCAGCAAGACUUGACCCCAGUCCUCACUCAACUCAGACACAACGCGUACGAUGCAAAAAGCUCUGCCUGUGACCUGGCACUAGUUAUGAAGGGACAUCCAGAUUUCACAAGAACAUAAAACUUGACAGUCAUUUAGAAAGUCCUACACGCCAGCUGCUGGAAAAAGGUUUUCAGUCACUAAUUCAAUGACAGAAUUUGUCGGGGAAACAAGAUAUGAUUUUCUGGAUUGCUUGUUUUCAUCAGAGAGACAGAGACUCAAAAAAACAAGCAAAAUUAUAUUAUAUAUGCAAGACGAGUUAGUCCGUGCAGAAGGGUUCAAGGAGUAAGGAAAUGAAAAUUGCCUAACAAAGGUGACAGUACAGUAAGCCACAAAAAUGUAAAGGUAAAAAAUGAUCAUGAAAACUGGUCUGGUUAGGGAACAGAAUGCGCACCAAAGCGGGUGUUGUGGUGACACUUUUAGUCUUUUGUGUUCUACAAAAAGAUGCAAAAGUAAACCAUCAAAUAAGCUGGUCAGCAGUUUCGGCCCGAGCAGGUCUUAUUACCGUGACAUAGCUGAUCAGCCAAUGAUUAAAAGACUUAAAAGAAUAUCGAUUAUUUUUAAAACCGGAUUUUGAAGUCAGUAUUUUAAUCCAUCUUCAUCCUCCCAUACUUGUUAUACGUACAUUGGGUAUAUUUACAUCUCUGCAAAAUAAUUGUAGAUAUCAUUAUCAUCUCAUUAAAUUAUCUUGUGAAUCUUA